UCAAGUGCUGGACUUCUCAACAAACAAACUGAAGGGAAUCUCAACAAGAUUGCCUUGCCACCAGGCCCGGGGUAUUUCACUACUACCUGCUUACCACUAUGUUUCUCCGCAGCCCCAGACUCUAGUGGAAUCGAUUCGUGCGGCGGGUUGGUGUGUGAUGCAUUUGGCCUGCAGAGUUCCAUUGAUGUAGCAUCAAAGAUCGUGUGCUGAAGUGUGCCAGCCUUAUUUUGCUGGAAGUGGAACCACAUAGAACGGUCUUGCCGCAGUGCACCUUCGCCCUUACACAGUUGAUAGUAUUCCACGGCGAUGGAUGAUACAGACGUGGAAGGAGGAUCUCCUAAGCGACACUUAUCUCUCAGAAAUGGCAUUGGCUUGGUGGUGGGUGGCAUUAUUGGCUCUGGAAUCUUCCUGACACCAAAUGGCGUUUUGGAGCAAUCUGGUUCGGUGGGUGCAGCUUUGGCCAUCUGGAUAUUGGCUGGGCUGUUGUCAAUGGGUGGUGCGCUGUGUUACUGUGAGUUGGGUACCUGCAUACCAGAAACAGGAGGGGAGCAUGCGUACUUCCGGAGGGCCUUUGGGCCCCUCUCGGCUUUCACCUUUACCUGGUCGUUGCUGCUGGUCGUGUGUCCGGUGUCGAACGCGCUGAUUUCCCUGACGUUUGCACGCUAUGCUAUCAAGCCAUUCUAUGGCCGACAUGCCGAGGUACCGGGAGGAGCUGAGGAGCGAUUGGCGGUUCUGGCAAUUGCUGCUCUGACCAUAAUAAACUGCAUCAGUGCAAAGUGGGCAACUCGAAUUGCGGACUCGUUUACCGCCCUCAAGCUUGUCGCCAUUGGCUUCCUGGUUUUACUCGGUGCUGCGUGGGUUAGCAAAGGCAAUGUAAGCAAUUUCAAUGAGCCCUUUGCCAACACCACGCUGGGUGCAUCGUCUUUCAACCUUGCAUUCUUUCAGGCCAUCUACCCGUUCACUGGUUGGAACUAUCUGAAUUACGUUGCUGGCGAGAUGACGGAUCCAGCCCGUGACCUCCCACUUGCCGUCGUGUACGGCUUGUGUCUGGUGAUUCUGUGUUAUCUACUCUGCAACCUGUCCUAUUUUGCUAUCCUGUCGAAGAAAGCAAUUCUUGAAACCAAAGCGAUUGCAGUUGAAUCCAUGGUGAAGGUCAUCGGUGACGCAGGCCUUAUUCUGGGACCGCUUUUUGUCGCCACGUCUUGCUGGGGAGCAGCCAACUCCUCAAUCUACACUGCAGGGCGUGUUGGACAUGCAGCAGCUCUGGAGGGCCAUAUGCCCAAGAUAUUCGCACUGGUUCAUCGUCAGUUUGGCACUCCCUUCAUCUCUCUACUGUUUCAGGGUGCAAUGGGCAUUAGCUUCAUCUUGCUAGUGGACAUGACUUCACUGGUGCUGGUGUUUGGCUUUCUGACCUGGACCUUCUUCGGCAUGGCAUUCUUGGCUGUGCUCCGACUGCGCCAAACCGAGCCUGAUCUUGAACGACCAUACAAGGUCAACAAAUUUCUGGCCGUGUUCAUGGUGGCUGCAUCAGCACUGCUUGUACUUAGCUCAUUGAGCCAAUUCCCACGUGAGUGCGUCGGUGCCAUUGGCUUCUUACUUGUUGGUGCCCUGACGUACUAUUUGCUUGUCAAGAGGCAGUUUGCAGAGGCUAUUACUGGACAGUUCUCAGAUCGGUGUGUCCUAUUGGCCCAGCGUCUGCUUCCGCUUGAGCUGAGCACCACUUCUGCAAAGUAGCGCAAGUUUGGAGCCAGAGUAAUGCUCGCACUUCAUCCAUUACUUUGAAACGAAGCUUGCAAGACGGUGCGUACUCGUAUGUAGCUCGUUUUUAGUUUUUGUUUCAUCGGAUAGCCUCCUGUUUCCACUUUGACUUUGUUCUAUCUCUUUGGAGAUAGCCUUUUGUAAGCAGCGACAUUGUCUCCCACCACGUGAUUCCGGUUAUAAAGUCAAAACCCUACCAACACUGCACUGUUGACCAUAAUUUAUCAGCCCAGUCCUCUACUAGAUAGAUUGUGAUAAAGAUCCACAAUUCAGUACUUAGUAUUAAUUUUAUAUCUUAUAUUUUACUACUGAUCUUUCUUGAGAGUGUCGAGAUAGAACGUUUGUUGCAUAUUGUAUGUGCACAUGCUCGCAGCUCAGUGCUUUGUAUGCCUUUCAUGUACAUACAUGUAUGUGCAUGGACGGGUGUCUAUACAUAUGUGCACAAAUAUUAUGUGAAAAACUACCGUUUUAACCCUAACCUAUUUUCGAUUUGUUCAUUUUUACUGGCUGGCCAGGCAUAUGUAUCUCCAUGACUUCUAAACAAACCUUGAGAAUUCAACAA
This is a messenger RNA of Sycon ciliatum, 2320 nucleotides long. Its product is annotated as large neutral amino acids transporter small subunit 1-like. Gene Ontology annotation, molecular function: L-amino acid transmembrane transporter activity. Lineage: Eukaryota; Metazoa; Porifera; Calcarea; Leucosolenida; Sycettidae. Gene Ontology annotation, cellular component: membrane. The record is from RefSeq and is a predicted model, not a curated record. The transcript is spliced from 9 exons. Gene Ontology annotation, biological process: amino acid transmembrane transport. The coding region runs from base 307 to 1734 and encodes 475 amino acids.